Angiostrongylus costaricensis is the source of this 354-nucleotide messenger RNA. NCBI's taxonomy places the organism in Eukaryota, Metazoa, Nematoda, Chromadorea, Rhabditida, Metastrongylidae. The record is from the annotation of a GenBank genome assembly.
AUGCAAGAAUGUAUUGGGGUGGAUUCGCAUUUGCAAUUUCUGUCACGCACGCUGGUUCAACCAAAAGGUGUGAUUAAAUGGAUGACAUCUACAUGGGAAUUCGGGUCCGCAUCAAAUAAACAAGCCACAUUUGCUCUGAAAGGGCCUGAUAAGCUAAUCAUAGUGGUGGAAAAGCGGCUUCAAAACUUAUGGGAACAAUCGCAUACCCGUACCACCUGCCCACCGUUGACUGAACCAUUUGAACGUACGUCCGAAAUGUGUCCUGUCGAUACUGUUUUGGGCAAGAAAAAUUCAAUACAACUCGGUGCAGAAAGAGAAAAGAACGGAUUCAUCGACAUCCUGAAAGAAAUCUGA